AUGGAAGAAUUACAAAGUCUGAUCCUUUCUACGCUCGAUAAAGAGAACACCAUUCCCGAUACUGGAAAGCUUACUAAUGCAGAAGGAAAACAGCCGGAUCAGCUGGCGUUGUACGCAGCACUCAACAGUUUAGCUCUCAAAGAGAUGAUCGUUUACGACGCACUCGAGAGUGAAAUAUGGACAUUGACUGCAGAGGGUAAAGAGAUGGCGAACACUGGGAGUUACGAAGUUAAGGUCUUUGAAGCGAUUCCUUCCGGAGAAACUGGAAUUUCAAUAUCAGAGCUACAAGGACUCUUAGGAGAGGCCGCAAAAAUCGGCCAGGGAAAAGCUUUCAAGAAUAAAUGGAUUACAAAGAAAGAUAACAGACUUUUUCGAGCUGUAGAGUCUGUUGUAGAUCAAACGCGUCUAGACCUUGAGGCUAUCUCAACAACAAAGACGCAUCCCGAUAAAAAGGUUCUUGCCGAGCUCAAAAGAAGAAAGCUAUGCGACAAAAUCAAGCUUGUUUCUUAUUCCGUUUCUAAAGGACCUAAAUUCUCGUUAACCAUCGAGAACGGAGAAUGGAAAUCUGCCCAGUUUAAAAAAUACAACUUCGAUGCCUUGGGCGUACCUCCAUCGGGUGGUCAUUUGCAUCCAUUGAUGAAGGUUCGCGAAGAAUUUCGUCAGAUUUUCCUUGAAAUGGGGUUUGAAGAAAUGCCUACAAAUAGAUUUGUCGAAUCAUCCUUCUGGAACUUUGAUGCACUUUUCCAGCCACAACAACAUCCUGCACGUGAUGCUCACGACACCUUUUUCUUAAAAGAUCCUGCAAGGAGCACAAAGUUUCCUGCAGGCUAUUUGGAACGUGUCAAACGAGUUCACUCUGUGGGAGGCUACGGAUCGAUUGGAUACGGAUACGACUGGCAGAUCGCGGAAGCAGAAAAACUCAUACUGCGCACACAUACGACAGCAGUGUCUUCUGCUAUGCUUUACAAGCUGGCGAAUCAGGAGGAGUUUCGACCUGCCAAGUAUUUCUCAAUCGAUAGAGUUUUUCGCAAUGAAAGUGUCGACGCAACGCAUUUGGCAGAAUUUCAUCAAAUAGAAGGUGUCAUAGCUGACAAAGGCUUAACGUUAGGAGAUCUAAUUGGAUUUAUGAACACCUUUUUCGGGAAAAUGGGUGUCAAGGAUCUUCGUUUUAAGCCUGCGUAUAAUCCAUAUACGGAGCCGAGCAUGGAAAUCUUUUCUUAUCAUUACGGGCUUAAGAAAUGGGUUGAAAUAGGUAACUCUGGAAUGUUCCGUCCGGAGAUGUUAGAACCUAUGGGAUUAGAUCCAGAUGUACGCGUGAUAGCCUGGGGGUUAGGUUUGGAAAGACCAACGAUGAUCAAGUAUGGAAUUGAUAACAUUCGAGAGCUACUCGGCCAUAAGGUUAACCUUGCCAUGAUUCAAAUUCAUUAA
Paraglomus brasilianum is the source of this 1428-nucleotide messenger RNA. Lineage: Eukaryota; Fungi; Glomeromycota; Glomeromycetes; Paraglomerales; Paraglomeraceae. The record is from the annotation of a GenBank genome assembly.